UGCACAAGCACAGCCCCACCCACACACACAUUGGGCAGUUAUGGAAUUUCUCUUCCUCUUUUAACGAUUGAUUCAUGCAUUUUGCUGGUAAUUCUAGUUAUUCAAAUUUCUUAAUUGCCCGUCCCACACAUUAUAUAAACCUGGAAGAGGCUCCAUGCGUCAAUGUUGUGCUGAAUAGGAUCUCCUCCGGUCUGCUGAACUGCUGUGAUAUCUGACCUAAGGACAAGAUGAUGAACCAUGUUCUGUUUGCUACCAUGCUCACUGCCGGGCUGGUUGCUAUGGGCGGGGCGAUGGUCUGUAACUACUGCGGACUGAGCCUGGAAGAGGACUGCCUUGGGAACUCAACCCAGACCAUGACCUGCAGGGCCAAUCAGAGCUGCUACAUACAAACUCUGAAUUUGACCAGUUCUGUUUACAGAACUAAAGGCUGCGUGGACAACAGCCAGUGCGAUAGGAUGGAACUCCUGACGGGUUUCAACGCCACUGUUAGAUUGAGCACCGAAUGCUGCACGACAGACCAAUGUAAUGGAGCCACCUCCCUUGAUGUUGGGCUGCCAGCCGUGAUCAUCGCCGCCCUGGUGGCAGUGUGGAGCAGCUAAAAGCAGUAGAACAAGAAGCUGCAUCGCUGGGAGAGUCAUGAAACGAGAUUGACUCCAUUUUCUGAUUGGUAAAUGAAUGUUAAUGCUCUGUUUUAUUGCAUCUAUCAAUGCUAAGGCAAAUUGUAGCCCAUUGUUGGCUUCGGGAUCAUGUGGUUUUCUUAAAUCUUAAAAAAUCUUUAAAAUCUUGCUUUUAUGUCUGAAGGAAAGACGAUUUUCAUAUAAAACAGAUAUAUAUAUUAAUGUUUCAUUCACCAUCUUUAUUUGUGUUCAUAUUUGUAUCUUUGGUGUCGUUCUGCAUGCAAAAGGUACUUAUUUUUGCUCCCUUAAAAAAAUCAAACAAUAAAGAGAAAUUCUAAAA
Molecule: messenger RNA, 957 nt
Organism: Gadus morhua (Atlantic cod)
Lineage: Eukaryota; Metazoa; Chordata; Actinopteri; Gadiformes; Gadidae
Product: sperm acrosome membrane-associated protein 4
Exons: 3
Coding region: 228-599 (123 amino acids)
Biological process (GO): sperm-egg recognition
Cellular component (GO): membrane
Source: RefSeq, a predicted model, not a curated record